AUGCUGGUGCUUUUAGUUUUAAAAGGAAAUAUAAGAUGUUCUUUUCAUCGUGAAUUUAAUGUUGAAGAAUUAAAAAAUAUGAUUGAUAAUAGAGAAUUGUAUAUGAAUUUGAAAGUAUUAGAGAGAAAUAUAAUCAAAUCGUUACAUUCUGAUGAAUUGAAAGUACCUAUAGUAACACCUGAAAAUGUCUCCUAUUUGAAGGAUAUGUCUAAUUUCAAAACCAUAAAAAUAAGCUCGGAGGAUGGAAUUAGCACCAUAUAUAUAAUACCUCAAUUUUUCGUUUUAUUCAUCAUUUUACAUCUAAUUGUUCUCAUAUUGAUUAUUGUUAUAAUCUUCCUAAUCAUCGCUAAUUUUGUCAUAUUCCUCAUUGUCAUCCCGACAUUUUUCCAAAAGUCUUCAAGUAAUCUCAUUUGUUCGAAGCCAUACAUUUUAGAAGAUAUUUAUAAUGUUCAAAAUAAUUCAGAACCAAUGGAACAUCACCUAAAAUGA
Plasmodium inui San Antonio 1 is the source of this 489-nucleotide messenger RNA. RefSeq lists its product as hypothetical. Lineage: Eukaryota; Apicomplexa; Aconoidasida; Haemosporida; Plasmodiidae. The record is from RefSeq and is a predicted model, not a curated record. Bases 1 to 489 code for a protein of 162 amino acids. The transcript has 4 exons. Gene Ontology annotation, biological process: adhesion of symbiont to microvasculature.